CUAUGUGAACAUACCUUCUUAUAUUGAAGACUCAAACUACAGAUAAAAGAUGCCAAAAUCACAACUUAAGAUUGAAGGUAGAGGGAAUGGUAUAAAGACAAACAUAAUUAAUUUACAUGAGAUUGCAAAAGCUUUAAAUUUUCAUGAUGAAUGUUUAGACAUUUAUUUAACUUCGAGCCCUUGAAAUAUUUUGGUUUCAAGUUUGGUUCCUAAACUUCUUAUAAUUUAAAAAUGACAACGAUGUGACUUGUAUUAUAAAUGAAGUAUUUUAAGAUAUAAUUGGACAAAUUUAUUGAGAAAUACAUU
Paramecium tetraurelia is the source of this 306-nucleotide messenger RNA. RefSeq lists its product as uncharacterized. The record is from RefSeq and is a predicted model, not a curated record. Gene Ontology annotation, biological process: translational initiation. Bases 50 to 184 code for a protein of 44 amino acids. The transcript has a single exon. Lineage: Eukaryota; Ciliophora; Oligohymenophorea; Peniculida; Parameciidae. Gene Ontology annotation, molecular function: translation initiation factor activity.